Messenger RNA from Lottia gigantea (owl limpet), 5849 nucleotides. RefSeq lists its product as hypothetical. Gene Ontology annotation, biological process: DNA-templated transcription. The coding region runs from base 1 to 4182 and encodes 1393 amino acids. The transcript has 36 exons. NCBI's taxonomy places the organism in Eukaryota, Metazoa, Mollusca, Gastropoda, Lottiidae. Gene Ontology annotation, molecular function: DNA binding; DNA-directed RNA polymerase activity. The record is from RefSeq and is a predicted model, not a curated record.
AUGGUGAAGGAGCAGUUCAGAGAGGCCGAUGUGGCCAAAAAGAUAAGCCAUGUUACGUUUGGUAUGAUGAAUUCUCAACAGAUUCAACAGUUGUCUCAUAUCCAGGUGGUCAGUAAAAAUCUUUAUAACCAAGAUGGCAGUCGGAAACCAAUCGUUAAUGGUGUCCUCGAUCAUAGAAUGGGUACAAGUGAUAAGGAAAACAGUUGUGAAUCGUGUGGAAAAGGACUGGUUGAUUGUAUUGGUCACUAUGGUUACGUUGAUCUGGAACUACCAGUCUUUCAUAUUGGAUAUUUCCGCACUGUUAUAACUCUACUUCAAAUGAUUUGCAAAAAUUGCAGCAAUAUUUUACUACAACCAGAAGAUAAGAAGAAUUUUCUCGACGCCCUGAAACGAUCUGGCAUGACGUACUUACAGAAAAAAGGAAUGAAAAAAAAAAUACAUGAAAAAUGUCGAAAAGUUUCCAAAUGUCCAAAUUGUGGAGAAUAUAAUGGAAUGACGAAGAAAUGUGGAAUGUUAAAAAUAAUACACGAUUGUUAUAAAGCUGGUCGUCGUGGUGGAGAACAGAUACUAGCAGAGUUCGUCGGUUCGUUUGAUAACGCUGUCAAACAUAAUAAAGAAUUAGAACCAAUGCUUGGAAAGAUUCAGGACGUAUUAAAUCCACUGGUUGUUCUGAAUUUAUUUAAACAAGUCAAAGAUGAGGAUAUUCCGUUAUUGAUGAUGAAUCCGAGCGUAGGACGACCUGAAGAUAUGAUACUAACACGUAUAGUAGUGCCACCUAUCUGUAUUAGACCCUCUGUAGUUUCCGAUCUCAAAUCAGGAACAAAUGAAGAUGAUAUUACGAUGAAGUUUACAGAAAUUAUAUUUUUAAAUGACGUCAUACAGAAACAUCGAGCUUCCGGAGCUAAAAUGCAGAUGAUCAUGGAAGAUUGGGAUUUUCUGCAACUCCAGGUGGCGCUACUCUACAACAGCGAAACUUCUGGUAUUCCUUUACACAUGCAGCCUAAGAAAUCAUCUCGAGGUUUUGUUCAGAGAUUAAAGGGUAAACAAGGUCGUUUCCGUGGUAACCUGUCAGGAAAGCGAGUAGAUUUUUCAGGAAGAACAGUUAUUUCCCCUGAUCCUAAUAUGAGAAUAGAUCAAGUUGCUGUGCCGACACUUGUUGCUAAGAUACUGACAUAUCCUGAACAUGUAACGUCUGCUAAUAUUGAGUUGAUGAGAAAACUGGUAAAAAACGGGGCUGACAAUCAUCCUGGAGCUAAUUUUAUACAACAUCGGGGUGGUACUAAUAUUAAACGAUUUUUAAAAUAUGGUGAUCGAGAGAAGAUAGCGAGUACAUUGAGAUUCGGUGAUAUCGUAGAACGUCACAUGAUUGAUGGUGAUAUCAUACUGUUUAAUCGUCAACCUUCGUUACAUAAACUCAGUAUACAGGCUUUCUAUGCUAAAGUGAUGCCAAACCGAACCUUCCGGUUCAAUGAAUGUUGUUGUAAUCCAUUUAACGCUGAUUUUGACGGAGAUGAAAUGAAUCUACAUUUACCACAGACAGAGGAGGCCAAGGCUGAGGCCAUCACUUUAAUGGGGUCGAAAUCUAAUAUGGUGACACCAAGAAAUGGAGAACCAUUGAUAGCUGCUAUACAGGACUUUAUUACAGGAGCGUAUCUGGUGACUAAUAAAGAUGUAUUUGUUGAUCGUAGUCGAGCCUGUCAACUAGUGGCAUCCAUGUUAUCUGCUAAAGACGAGAAAAUCAAAAUAGAUUUACCACCUCCUGCUAUCUUUAAGCCGUGUAAAUUAUGGACUGGUAAACAGUUGUUUAGUUUAUUAAUAAGACCUAAUAAACAAUCUCCAGUUCAAGCUAAUCUACGAACUAAAGGCAAGAAUUAUUCUAAAGAUGAAGAACUUUGUUACAAUGAUUCAUUUGUUGUUAUAAGAAAUAGUGAGUUACUAUGUGGAGCUAUGGAUAAAGGAACACUAGGCUCGGGGUCGAAGGCUAAUAUCUUCUAUAUUAUAUUACGUGACUACGGGGAGCAGUACGCUGCAGACGCUCUGUCCAGACUAGCUAAACUCUGUCCUGCUUUUCUCUCCAAUCGAGGGUUUUCUAUUGGUAUAGGAGACGUAACACCAGGUUCCGGAUUGAUCAAGGCUAAGAAUAAACUACUAGAAGAUGGUUAUAAGAUGUGUGAUGGAUUGAUUAGAGAUUUAGAGGAUGGGAAACUACAGACCCAACCUGGCUGUUCUCCUGAGGAAACUUUAGAGGCGAUGAUUUUACGAGAGUUAUCUGUUAUUCGAGAUCACGCUGGUAAAGCCUGUUUACGAGAACUUCAUAAAAGUAACAGUCCUCUAACUAUGGCUAUCUGUGGUUCUAAAGGUUCGUUUAUCAAUAUAUCUCAGAUGAUAGCGUGUGUAGGUCAGCAGGCUAUCAGUGGAAAACGUGUACCCAAUGGUUUCGAAGAUAGAGCUCUACCUCAUUUCGAACGACAUUCGAAGGACCCAGCUGCACGAGGUUUUGUGGCCAACAGUUUUUAUACUGGUUUAACUCCAACUGAAUUCUUCUUUCAUACCAUGGCUGGACGUGAGGGUCUAGUAGACACUGCUGUCAAGACGGCUGAAACUGGAUACAUGCAGAGACGUCUUGUUAAAUCUUUAGAAGAUCUAUGUCUACAGUAUGAUAUGACUGUUAGAACAUCAGUAGGUGAGGUUGUCCAGUUUGUGUAUGGAGCAGAUAAUCUCGACCCAGCUGCUAUGGAAGGCAAGGAAAAACCCAUGGAAUUUAAACGAGUCCUGGAUCAUAUUAGAGCUAGUACGAUGAACUCGUAUCGUGACGAACCUUCGUUAAAUGAAGAGCUAUUAAUAGCAACAUGUGAGAAUAUUUUAUCUCAAGCUCCGUGGACUUCCUGUACUAAAGAUUUCAGAAAUGAAUUAAUGGAGUUUAUCCGAUCACUAGGUAGUAAAAUAACAGGAGAUAGAGAUAGAUUUAUAGAUCCUUCACAGAAAACAGCUCCUAAAGUAAUUUAUGAGCUAGAGAGAGUAAGUCCAAGUCAACUGACCCAGUUUUUAAAUUGUUGUUAUGAUAAAUUUAUGAGAGCUCAGAUUGAACCAGGAACUGCAGUCGGAGCUGUUUGUGCUCAAUCUAUAGGAGAACCUGGAACUCAGAUGACCCUCAAGACUUUCCAUUUUGCUGGGGUGGCGUCCAUGAACAUCACACUGGGAGUUCCUAGAAUCAAAGAAAUAAUCAACGCAUCUAAAAAUAUCAGUACACCUAUUAUAACAGCUAAUUUAGAUGUUGAUAACGAUGCAGAGUUUGCCAGGGUCGUCAAAGGUCGUAUUGAAAAAACUACGUUAGGAGAGGUGUGUGAAUAUAUAGAAGAAGUUUAUAUCUCUGAUGAUUGUUUUGUUCUAAUUAGACUGGAUCUUGACAGAAUCAAACUUCUCAAGCUUGAAGUAAAUGUUGACACGAUAAGAUUUUCUAUUUGUUCAGCUAAACUGGGAGUUAAACCACAGGAUGUACAGGUUCACAAUGAUAGUAUAUUAUCAGUCAGCGCCAGGGAAACCAGUAAAAGUUCCAUGUAUUGUAUUCUACAGAAUCUUAAAAAACUUUUACCUGGUGUUAUGAUCAAGGGUGUACCAUCAGUAACACGAGCUGUAAUACAUAUAGAUGAGAAGAAGGGAGAUAACUGCUAUAAACUAUUAGUAGAGGGAGAUAAUUUACAGGCAGUUAUUGCUACUAAAGGUGUAAAAGGUACAGACACUACCUCUAACAAUACAUACGAAGUUUAUAAAACUCUGGGUAUCGAAGCAGCGAGGAAAACCAUCAUGAACGAAGUUAUUUACACCAUGGUUAACCACGGAAUGAGUAUAGAUAUUCGACAUGUUAUGUUAUUAGCUGACCUCAUGACCUUUAAGGGAGAAGUGUUGGGUAUCACCAGAUUUGGAUUGGCUAAAAUGAAAGAAAGUGUCCUGAUGUUGGCCUCAUUUGAGAGAACAGCUGACCAUUUAUUUGAAGCCUCGUAUUACGGUCAAACAGACACCAUCAAUGGUGUAAGUGAGUGUAUUAUAAUGGGUAUACCAAUGAGUAUCGGAACUGGUCUCUUUAAACUUUUAUAUCAAACCAACAAACCAGCGAAAUUACCUAAACGACCACUUCUCUUCAACAACCAAGAAUUCCAUAUCCCAGAAGCCAAAGUUAGCUAGCAGACGUCAAACAGUUAAGGAAUGUUUAAAUUAAUUUAUUUACUUUACUGGUGCUCAAAAGUGCUGAAUCAUUGUAGUGGAAGUUUUGACAUAUUGUUCAUGUAUCCCAGAAGCCUCGGUUAGUUAGCAGACGUCAAAUAGUUUGCAUUAAAUUAUUAACUUGAUUGGUGCUCAAAAGUGCUUAAUCAUGGCAUUGGAAGUUUUGACAAGAAUAUUGUUAAUGUAUCCCAGAAGUCCUCAGUAAGCUAGCAGACGUGACGUGAUAGGCCAUUUUGAAAGUGAAUUGUGCUGAAUCAUUUUCAUUGGAUGGGCCAUUUUGAAAGUGGAUUGUGCUGAAUGAUUUUCUUGGAAUAGGCCAUUUUGAAAGUGGUUUGUGCUGAAUCAUUUUCGUGGAAUAGGCCAUUUUGAAAGUGGUUUGUGCUGAAUCAUUUUCGUGGAAUGGGCCAUUUUGAAAGUGGAUUGUGCUGAAUCAUUUUCAUUGGAUGGGCCAUUUUGAAAGUGAAUUGUGCUGAAUCAUUUUCAUUGGAUGGGCCAUUUUGAAAGUGAAUUGUGCUGAAUCAUUUUCAUUGGAUGGGCCAUUUUGAAAGUGAAUUGUGCUGAAUCAUUUUCGUGGAAUGGGCCGUUUUGAAAGUGAAUUGUGCUGAAUCAUUUUCAUGGAAUGGGCCAUUUUGAAAGUGAAUUGUGCUGAUACGUGCAUUGGCGAAUGUUAGUGAAAAAUGUGGAUUAAAAAAUGAGAUGUAAGAUUUGGAUGUAUUUGUUCAUGGUGGAUGAAGUAAUUGUGUUGACAUGAUAGUGAGACUUGGAUCAGAUCUUUGAAAAAAUCAUAAACUGUUUAAAAACAUCCCAAAGAUAUGACUUUUCAAACACACUUGACUGACAAGAAAAGUUUUAUCGGUUUUGUCAAAAACAUGAAAACAAAAACACUAGAGAUUCCGUCAUAAAAUUUAUUGUGACCAUUAAAACAAAGUUAUACAUUGUUAUACAAUAAAAUAUAAUAUGUCACUGAGUUUAUAUUUCUCUCUUAUACAAAAUUAAAACAUAAUCUGAAUAUUAACAUCAUCAGAGUAGGUGGGAUGGACACUAUUCUCAAAUUAUUAAACUGAUCAUUUCACAUAAUCAUACUGGAAAGUAGGUAAAUGUAUAAAUAUAUUUGUUAGGAGAAAAAUAAAUUGUAAAGUUGAGAAUACUGUUUUUCUUCAAAAUAAUAAUCAAUAGAAUAUUACACAACAAAAUAAAACUAGAAUAUAAUUCUAGAAAUAACAAUUUGAUAAUUAAAAAAAUUAAAAUAAAACAAAAUAGCCCUAUUUAAAAAAGAAAAAUGGGAAUUAUAAAUGAUCUCUAGAUAAAUAAUUCUAAAAAUAAAGUAAAAUAAAAUAGUACUAUUUUCUAUUAUCAACUUCAGUUUACCUGAGUAUUAAUCAAUUUAUCCUGGUAAUUUAAUAAUUUUAAAAAAAAUACAAUCUAUGAUGUUUAGUUGGGUCAAUUUUCCCUAUGAUUUAAAUAAAAGUUUACAAUCAGUAAAGACAAUUGUAAUUUUGGAAGCUUUGUGAUUUCUGUAAAUUUUUGGUAGAGAAUAAAACUUAGCUUGGGUAGCACUUUUGAUGCAUAAUAUUUAAUUGGCAACUUUGUGGUAGAAAAGUAAACAGUAAUUUCUGUAGCUUUCAAGC